This is a messenger RNA of Chrysochloris asiatica (Cape golden mole), 990 nucleotides long. It is a transcript of the gene ZNF444, whose product is annotated as zinc finger protein 444. The record is from RefSeq and is a predicted model, not a curated record. The transcript has 3 exons. Bases 1 to 990 code for a protein of 329 amino acids. Lineage: Eukaryota; Metazoa; Chordata; Mammalia; Afrosoricida; Chrysochloridae. Gene Ontology annotation, molecular function: RNA polymerase II cis-regulatory region sequence-specific DNA binding; DNA-binding transcription factor activity, RNA polymerase II-specific. Gene Ontology annotation, biological process: regulation of transcription by RNA polymerase II.
AUGGAGGCCCCGUUGCUCCCGCCUGUGAAGCAGGAGGACCUGGGCAGUGCUGAGGGCCUGGACCCGGACUCACCGUGGCGUCGCUUCCGUCACUUCCACCUGGGUGACGCACCCGGCCCCCGCGAGGCUCUGGGCCUGCUACGUGCCCUUUGCCGCCAGUGGCUGCGGCCCGAGGUGCACACCAAGGAGCAGAUGUUGGAGCUGCUGGUACUGGAGCAGUUCCUGGGCGCGCUGCCCCCUGACGUGCAGGCGUGGGUGCGUGGCCGGCAGCCCCGCAGCGGGGAGGAGGCCGUGGUGUUGCUGGAGGAGCUGUGGGGACCCACAAGCCCCCCAAAUCGGACACCAGAGACCGGGGCACGUCAGGACGGGACAGAAGGCGCCGCCGGGCUGUGUGCGGGAAAAGAAGACAGUGGACUGGUUCCCCUAGGAGACACAGUGCCAGCUCCAGAGGCGCUGGGGACCCCAGGGGAUGCGCAGGCCACCCGGCCCUACAAGCAAGAGCCCAGCAGCCCUCCGCUGGUCCCACUGGCACCCCCCGGCACCGUGUCCUGCCCCGAGUGUGGCAAGACGGCUGCGAAGCCCGCACACCUGCUGCGUCACCGGCAGAGCCACUCGGCGGAGAAGCCACACACCUGUCCCGAGUGUGGCAAAGCCUUCCGGCGCAAGGAGCACCUGCGUCGCCACCGGGGCACCCACCCGGGAGGCCUGGGCCCUGCGCUGCGCCAGCUGCCUGCGCGGGAGCGGCCGCACGCCUGCUGCGAGUGCGGCAAGACCUUCUACUGGCGCGAGCACCUGGUUCGCCACCGCAAGACGCACUCGGGCGCACGGCCCUUCACCUGCUGGCAGUGUGGCAAGGGCUUCGGGCGCCGCGAGCACGUGCUGCGUCACCAGCGGAUCCACGGGCGCACCGUCAGUGCCCCUGCGGGCACGCAAGGCCCCGGCCCUGGCCCCGACACUGGGGGGCCUUUCCCGGCCUGGCCCCUUGGCUAG